AUGAAGGUUGAAACGAGUGCUGUUUUGUUGGCCAUGAUGGGUGUGGCUUCUGCCCGCCCUGAUGCCGUCAGGUUGUUCCGAAAGAACCGCCAUGACUCAGCCAAGGUCAGGCGCGAGGUUCCUCAGGAGCACUCCCACAACAAGUUCCUCACUGGUGUUGGUGCCGCCUUGAACUUGAACAACGUUGACCAGGUCCAAGACCCCGUCUUCGCUCUACUAGGCAACGCCGCUGCUGCUCAGGGUGCCGGCAAAGUCACAAACUUGGACUGCCUGCAACAGCGUGUUGCUGACCAGGCUUUCACCAACGCCAAGGCAGCUAACGAUGUCGAGGGCAUGACCAACGCCCUCAUCUUCCGUGCCCUUGAGAGGAACACUGGUUCCGUCGGCCUUGCCUCCGUUCUUUGCACUGAAACUGCUAAGAACCCUGAGAUCGCCGCUCUUCAACAGCACCAAGACCCCGCCUCAAACGGUGCUGCUGCUCUAAACAAGAAGAUCACUCUUGAGCUAGCUUCUCAGCUCUCGGCGAUCGGCGCCGAUCCUCAACUCGCCUUACAAUCCGGAACAUUCGCACCUGGAAAGGUUGGCGACACAACCGGCGCUGGAAACACGUGCGAUACCGAGGACGACGCAGAGGGUUGCAUUUUCACCCAAAACCUCCUCGUCGAGGAUGCCACUGCCGCCGAGAUCACCGCUGCCGUCGCUUCCGCCGGUGGCAAGGCAAAGGCUGGCAACGCUAACUCUAACGUUGGAAACUCCACUGGUAACGCCGCCGCUGAUGAUGCAUGCGAAGACGAUGCCGCCAGCAACAAUAACGCCGGCGCUGCUACCAACAACAAUGCUGGCGCUGCUACCAAUGCCGGUGCUGCCACUAAAGCAGGCAACGGAGCAACCGCUACUACCGGCAACAACGUCAACACCUUCACCGGCAGCGUCGGCUCCGCCCCCGUUCCCGUAGUCAGCUCCAACGCCGCGAAGCCCUUCUCCGUCAACGGCGCGCAAUUCCUCAACCAAGGCGCAGCCAUCCAGCGCGCCUGCGACGUACAAAAGAACGCCUGCGCGAACGCAGCCAACGGCGGCUCCGCCUCCAUCACCGUCGCCGACUGCGACGCGCAGCAGAAGCAGUGCGUAGCCCAGAACAACGGAGCCAAGCGUCGCCAGGCCGCCGCCGACACCGGCGACUGCGGAUCCCCCGCCAUCUCCUUCGGCAAGCAGUCCGACCGCCCCAACGAGAACGCCUUCGCGCCUGUUGAUAAGAAGGACUUCAACCAUGGAUCCGCGCUCAAGCCUGCUGUCAUCACUAGCUUCAUCUGCCAGCAGCUCGGCUCCAAGUGCGGUGCUAGUGCUGCUACUGUUGAUGCUUGCAAUGAGGGUGCCGAUGCGGCGAACUCGCUUUCGGGCCAGGCUGCUGCUGAUGCGUUCAAUGCUGCGCUUGGUGUUUAGAGAGGGGAUGGAAGGACUGUCUUUGCUCGCUCGGUUUUAGAGGGUGGGCUGGAUGGGAAGUCAUGAUGAAUGAUCGAAAGUAUGGGAUUUUUGUAGAUUUAAGAGUUAAGGGGUUUAUAAGUUUAAAUGUGACGUCUGCUUCGUGAUGAAGGUUCUCUUGUCACUUCAAUAUGUGAGGAAUGAAUGUACGGAACGUUCGCGGUAUCUCGACUUGACAUACGUGAAAUGUUGACUCAUUGUGCUUAGGUAAAAGAUUAGAAU
Molecule: messenger RNA, 1701 nt
Organism: Annulohypoxylon maeteangense
Lineage: Eukaryota; Fungi; Ascomycota; Sordariomycetes; Xylariales; Hypoxylaceae
Exons: 5
Coding region: 1-1440 (479 amino acids)
Source: RefSeq, a predicted model, not a curated record